AUGGUCCCUGGCAUGGCUGAACGUCGACCGCUACCCGGACCCACCCCUUCGGCCUGUGCAACUACGACUGCCACAAUCGCCUUCUGCGCCCCCGCGCGGAAAGUGCGUACCGAUGCAUCGACCACCGCUACUGGACCAAGUGAUUACAGGAUUGCUAAUCUUCGGAUAACAUCCUCCUUGCCCCCGGACUACAUAAGCUUGAACUCGCCCAACGCAGCCUUCAAUGGGCUUGGCAACACCAAUGCUAUGGCCACGGCCUCUUACCUGCAACGCCUUUUUGUCCUGCAGGAUGUGCGUAUGAAAGUGCACUGGCUGCUGCACAAUGUUCUCGAUGAGGAUGUGCGACGCGCUUUCGAGCCGUACGGCCAAGUGGUUGACGUCAACAGAGAGUGGUGGCGUGUAAACGGCAUCAGUGAAAAAGGCUCCACUACCCGUAUUGUGACACUUCGGUUGAAAGUGGGCGUCAAAAUUGAACACCUGCCUCACCAAGUGAACGUAAGCGGUGAGCAAGCUUUGGUGGUUGUUCCGGGCAGAGCGGCAGUGUGCUUACGCUGUCGAGCAAAGGGGCACAUACGGCGAGAUUGCCGUGUGCCACGCUGUGGUGCCUGCCGAAGAUUUGGCCACGAAGAGAACGACUGCACGUUGUCUUAUGCCAGCGUCACCGGACCUCCGAGUGGCAACGACCACGCAGAGCUGUUAAUGGACGAGCAUGAAGCUGAAGAGGCAGCGAGCGCCACUGCGAGGAAGGAACAGGUGACCCCAGAGUUGGUGAAACUGAGCAGGCCUAGUAGGAUGGACAAUGUAAAGGUCGAGAAGAAGGCAUCCGAACCAGAGCCAGAAAAACCGAUAAUGACAGACAAGCCUGAACAGCACCUGCCGACUGUAAAGGCUCCCAGCGACGCAGACACACUGCAAGACGACAUGGAAAUCAGCGACAGCGCAGGCAGUGCACUAGCUGGAGAGCGACCAAGAGACAUUGUUGAGGUCAAAAUACUUAGUUACGCCGACGAUAUUGCUGUGUUCUGCGAAGAUCGGGAGAGUAUUAGAGAAGCACUAAACGAUGUGAAAUUCUUCUGUGAUUGCACUGAUAGUAGAGUAAACUGGAAUAAAUGUCUUGGAAUAUGGCACGGAAAUUGGCAGAGCACACCAUCAAUAUUUCAAAGCAUUACAUGGAAGGUUAUACCUGUCAAGUACUUAGGGGUACCUCGCCAACACUACAGAGACACAACAGAAUAUUGGAAACAAGAGACAGAGCAACUAAGAGACAAUACAAAAACGUGGGGUGGGCGCGAUUUAUCAAUGUUUACGAGAGCGACAUUUUGUAACGUAUUUUUAGUCAGUAAGCUCUGGUAUGUCCUUCAGGUAAUGCAUUGUUCACGUGUGAAUCUACAGAAGCUUCAUCGAAUAUUUGCUGUUUUCUUGUGGGGUUCUUCUUGGGAGCGAACAAGUAGAACUAACUUAUUCAGACGGGUUCGCUCUGGACGACUUGGUCUGUGUCAUUUGUACCUUCGUCAGUUAGUUAAUCGGUUUAUGUUUUUCCGAAAUAAUAGAGACCCAUUCAUACGUACUGUUAUACAGCUUAGGCUUGGAAGACGGUUGCCAGAAUUUGUGGUAGCAUCUGUUCACAUGAAGGCAAGUAUUAGAGGUUUCUUAAAAGAAGUUGUUGAUUCAUGUCUCUUUCUAAAAACGCGUUUUUCAUUGGAAUACCUCAGUACGGUUUCGCGUAAAAAGUUAUACAAAGAUUUAGUAGAAACAGUUCUUCCUGUUCCCCUAUAUAGAGCAUUACACCGUGUAGGCCCAGGCCAAAAUGUUUUAAGCCGUGUUAAAAAAAUGGAGGUAACACCUGGAGCGAAAUCCUUUUUCUUUAAGUUGCACACUGGGACCUUGCCCGUGAAAACAUGGAUGCAAGAAAAAGGCUUAUUCGUUCCUUGGGGUGUUGAUUGCCUUCUCUGCAAAAAGCCGGAAACAAUUGAACAUGUUUUCCUGGACUGCUGGGAUGCAGUCUUUUUCUGGGAUGUUCUCCAAAGGACUUUGAAAAAGGAUCUGCCUCUCGAUGCCUAUGGCAUCAGAUUUCUACCAGUAUCAAAUGAAGAAGGAAUACCUUUCGACCUAGUUAUGUUACUGGGCCUGCACGGUAUAUGGCAAUCUAGAAUGGCGGUGCGCCAUGCUGAUGUUAAUGCACGUCCGGUCAGG
Rhipicephalus microplus (southern cattle tick) is the source of this 2193-nucleotide messenger RNA. RefSeq lists its product as uncharacterized. The record is from RefSeq and is a predicted model, not a curated record. Lineage: Eukaryota; Metazoa; Arthropoda; Arachnida; Ixodida; Ixodidae.